Cadophora gregata is the source of this 972-nucleotide messenger RNA. RefSeq lists its product as uncharacterized. Lineage: Eukaryota; Fungi; Ascomycota; Leotiomycetes; Helotiales; Ploettnerulaceae. The transcript has 2 exons. Gene Ontology annotation, molecular function: dioxygenase activity. The coding region runs from base 1 to 972 and encodes 323 amino acids. The record is from RefSeq and is a predicted model, not a curated record.
AUGAGUUCUCUUCAUGGUCGCUGUUUGAUACCCCUCAUCGACAUUUCACCAUUCCUAUCAUCAACAUCCCUUGGCGAAUCAAGGGAACAUGUCAUCCAAGAAGUCCGUUCUGCUUGUCAACAAUUCGGAUUUUUCGAGUUGGUUGGACAUGGAAUCCCUGUGGCACUCCAAAGAAAAGUUCUUCUCUGUGCCGAACGACUUUUCGACCUCCCACUCGAACAGAAACAAGCCAUGUCAAUGAGCAACAGUCCCGGCCUGAGCAAACGUGGUUAUGAAGCCAUGGGCGGACAAGUGCUCGAUAAGAAACCCGACUCAAAAGAAGGCUUCUAUGUUGGUGUCGAGAUUCCAACUGAUGAUCCGAGAUGCGGUGACUUCAGUAUGGGACCCAAUUUCUGGCCAGACACAUUAAGUGAUGAGGAUUUAAGGGAGCCAGUGAUGCGGUAUCAUGCCGAAGGCGUGAGGGUCCACGAGACCUUGUUACGAAUCAUGGCUAUGGCAUUGCCGUAUGGAGACGAUGUCUUUGAUGCUCUCAUGACUGAUCCGGUGGCCAAUAUCAAGUUGUUACAUUAUCCUCCUAAUCCAAUUUCAUCUGCCGAGGAUGCACCUAUUGGAGCUGGCACACACUCAGAUUUUGGAAGCAUUACGAUCCUCCUCCAACAACCAAAUCAUCACGGUCUCGAAGCUUUGCAUCCCACCACCAAAACUUGGAUCCGCAUCCCCGCUCAGGAAGAUGUGCUCAUAGUAAACAUCGGCGACUUGCUUCAAAUAUGGACGAAAGGCUUUUUCAAGAGUCCGUUACACAGAGCUAUUAACGCCAGUCCCCAUCAUCGAUACAGUGUCCCAUUCUUCUAUCAUGGAAACCUGGGUACGAAGCUGAGCCCACUGGAUGGCAGCGGAGAUGGGACAGAAGAGACGGCUGGUGAGCAUAUUGCCGGAAAGCUCUUGAGAAGUUUUGGGGAUCUCAAAGAUUGA